Messenger RNA from Monodelphis domestica (gray short-tailed opossum), 3070 nucleotides. RefSeq lists its product as uncharacterized. Gene Ontology annotation, biological process: regulation of transcription by RNA polymerase II; embryo development. Gene Ontology annotation, cellular component: nucleus. Gene Ontology annotation, molecular function: RNA polymerase II transcription regulatory region sequence-specific DNA binding; DNA-binding transcription factor activity, RNA polymerase II-specific. The record is from RefSeq and is a predicted model, not a curated record. NCBI's taxonomy places the organism in Eukaryota, Metazoa, Chordata, Mammalia, Didelphimorphia, Didelphidae.
GCAGGUAUUCCGGGAAUCCUCUGGGCUGUGUCAGCUCUUGGAAGGCUGACUGUUGGGGUUCUGGGACCUUUUCCAGGCGCACCCAGAGGAAGUCUCCCCCCCUCGGGGCUGCCACCCCCCGAAGCACCCCAGGGUGGCCCCGCAGAGAGCCCGCAGCCAGAGGAAUGGCCCCCGGGACCCCGAGGCCCCCCUCCCAGGGGUCAAUAGCAUUCAAGGAUGUGGCUGUGGACUUCACCCAGGAGGAGUGGUGCCUCUUGGACCAUUCUCAGAAGGAGCUGUACCUGGAGGUCAUGCUGGAGAAUGUGCAGAAUCUAUGCUCUGUGGGGCUUCCAGUUCCUAGAGAAAAUUUGAUCUCCUAUUUUCAGCAAAGGAAAGCACCAUGGUUGCUAGAGCAAAAAGGCCCAAGGAGCUCCUGCCCAGAGGCAGAGACUAAUUUUGAAGUGAAAGAGAUGACUGCAAAGCUGAGCCUUUUUGUGAAAGGAUCUGGCCCCCAAAGAUGCAUGAAUGAGGAUCCCCAUCACUUCAUUUUGAGACAAAUCUGUAACUCUAACAUCAAGGCAAAUAAAGAUCCGAAGACUGACUGUGAAUGUGAUGAAACUGCAGAGAAAUUCAGCCAAUAUUCAGUCCAAAAUCAGAAUAUGAAAUUGUCCUCAGGAAAUAAUUGUUGUCAGGAUAGCAAAUAUAGGAAAUGCUUUCCUAAAGAAGUAGAACUUGUUCAGUAUCAUGAGAAACCUCCUGAAAUGCCCAUGUAUCAAGGUAACCUAGGGGGAAUGGCCUUUGGUUACAGGUUAGACAUCAUUAGACAACCGAAAAGUAAACAUGUCAAGACGGUUUCUGUGAGUGAUAAAGGUAGGAGACCUUUCAGUCAGAACUCUGAGCUUACUGCACAUCAAAUAAUCUACGCUGGAGAGAAACCUUAUGAAUGUAAACACUGUGGAAAGGCUUUUACAGAGAGGGGGACUCUUGUUGCACACCAGACAGUCCACACAGGAGAGAAACCUUAUGAAUGUACACAAUGUGGAAAGGCUUUUAAACGGAGGGACUAUCUUACUGCACAUCAGACAGUCCACACUGGAGAAAAACCUUAUGAAUGUAAACAGUGUGGAAAGGCUUUUACAGUGAGGGGCUCUCUCGCUGCACAUCAGAGAAUCCACACAGGAGAAAAACCUUAUGUAUGUAAACAGUGUGAAAAGGCUUUUACAUGGAAGGUCUCUCUUGCUGCACAUCAGACAGUUCACACUGGAGAGAAACCUUAUGAAUGUAAACAGUGUGGAAAGUCUUUUACACAGAGGUGCUCUCUUGCGGUACAUCAGAAAAUCCACACUGGAGAGAAACCUUAUGAAUGUAAACAGUGUCAAAAGGUUUUCACACAGAGUGCCCAUCUUGCUGCACAUCAGAGAAUCCAUACUGGAGAGAAACCUUUUGAAUGUACACAAUGUGGAAAGGCUUUUACAGAGAGGAGAUCUCUUGCUAUACAUCAGACAGUCCACACUGGAGAGAAACCUUAUCAAUGUAAACAGUGUGGAAAGGCUUUCACACAGAGGGGCUCUCUUGCUGCACAUCAGAGAAUCCACACUGGAGAGAAACCUUAUGAAUGUAAACACUGUGGAAAGACUUUUAUAGACAGGGAAUCUCUUGCUGUACAUCAGACAGUCCACACUGGAGAGAAACCUUAUGAAUGUAAACACUGUGGAAAGGCUUUCACAGUGAGAAGUCAUCUUGUUAAACAUCAGAGCAUCCACAUUGGAGAAAAAAUUUAUGAGUGUCAUCAAUUUGGAUAGGCUUUCACAUAAAGCUCCACAGUUGCUUCAUGUCAGAAAAUCUUCACAGGAGAGAAACCUCAUGAGUGGUAUUGAUCUUAUAGUUGUUACUUUUAGAUUAUUUAACUUAAGAAGAUCCACACUAGGGAGAAACUUUAGGGAUAUAAUGAAUGUGGUAAGGCCUUCAGGUAACAAUCAUCUCUUAUUCUCAAGUGAGAAUUCCUUUUGGAUAGGAAUCUUACUACUGUCAUGAAUGAAGAAAGACAAUGAAAUAUCGAGUCCAGAGCAUGGAUUCCUUGUAGGAAGGCUUUCAGCCAGAGAUCAUUUCUUACUUCAUAUCAGAGGAUUUAUAGUGCAGAAAAAUCUAAUGUAUAUACUCAAAUUGUAUGUUUUCUUCAGGAGAAGGGUGAUCACUAUUAUUUAAAGAAAUGCAAAUUAUAGUAAGUCUGAGGGGCCACCCUGCAUCUGUUAGAUUAGCUAUAAUGACAGAAAAGGAAACUGACAAAAGUGGAAGGAGAUAUGGGAAAACAUGCGAUACUAAUGAGCUCUUGAGUGGAGUUGUGAACUGUUUCCACCUUUCUUGAGAGCAAUUUUGAACUAUGUCCAAAGGGUAUUAAAAAAGAGAAAGGACCUAUAUGUAUUUUUUUUAAAAAACAACACUUAAAACUGCUCUUUUUAGGGCAACAAAAGAAUUGGAAAGUACAAAGAAACUCAUCAAUUGGGAAAUGGCUGAGUAAAUUGUGGCAUAUGAUUGUAAUGUAAUACUAUUGUUUUGUAACUAAUGAGAUGAAGCAAGAGUUGAGAAAAACCUGGAAAGCCUUGAGAAUUGAUGCAGACUGAAUUUAGCAAUACCAGGAGAAUCACCACACAUUGUGACAGAAAUAUUGUAUGCACAACAAUGCUAUGAUUUGAGUUAUUCUUAACAAUACAAUGAUCAAUCCCAAAGGACUCAUAAUAAAAAAAAUUUUUUUUUCAUCUGCUUGCAGAGAAAUGAUGAAAAUUUUUUUUCAGUUUUUAUAUUUUUGAUUGAGUUCCACAGAAGGAUCAAUAUUGGAAAUUUUUUUAUAGGAUUGCACAUGCAAAAUCUGUAUGAGAUUGCUUAACAUGUCUUAGGUGUGGGGAGAUAAUCCAAGACUCAAAAAAAUUUUUUAAUGUUGGACAUUAUUUUUACACAUAAUUAUUUUCAAAAAAUUAAAUGUGAAAUGAUGGAGAAGAGUUGUGUGUUCAUUGGUGAACAACAUUCUUUUUUGCUAGCAAAUAUACAUAUAUAUAUGUUUUUUCAGUAUUAAAUUUUUUUUUAAUUUAAAGCA